AUGGCUUGUUUGGUGAUUAGUACAAGUUCGAUUGCUGCAUUCGUGCACGACAAAAGCGAGAAGAGUAGUGAAAUAAAAAGGACGAGAGCGAAGAAGAUUGGCAAAGCUAGAUUGCAGCCGAUUUUGAAAAGGACCGAUUCAGAGGGUUGUCUUCUAUCAAAAAAUUAUCGCAACGAUGGAAACCACUCCCCACGUUCUGAACCAACCAUGGUUUGCUGGUUCGGGAGACAACACCACACGAAUGGAGCGAACUAUGCGUCGGAGAGCCAGCAUGGACCUCGGGCUAAACCAUAA
Messenger RNA from Haemonchus placei, 294 nucleotides. The record is from the annotation of a GenBank genome assembly. NCBI's taxonomy places the organism in Eukaryota, Metazoa, Nematoda, Chromadorea, Rhabditida, Trichostrongylidae.